CCAUAUCCGGUGUCAUUUUCACUAUUGAUCACAUUGCGCAUGCUCGCUAACCUUACACGUGCAUGUGCAGUUGUGUUUUUACUAUAGCUGUGAUUUCGUGUACAAUUAUAAGUAAUUGUACUAAAAAAGAUACGUCGACAGUCCUUUUUACAUCUCGGGUUUUGCCCCAAGAUGACCAGCCUGGCUGCAAAGUAUGAUUAUUUGGAGAAAUUUGCCAGUAAAGUGAUAUCAUCUCAACAGCCUGAACCCAGAAAACGAGCUUAUGUUCCAUACAAAGGGACCAGUAGUGAAGAUGGCCCCUCUAAAAAGAAGAAGAACAAACAGAAACAGACUCAAGGGAGUCAAAAGAACAAACAGCCUGUCAUCAAGACCAGGCAGACCCCCGACACCAGCAUAGUCCAGAAAAGGAUCAACACUGUUGACCAAGAGGCUCCAAAGCUCAAAGUUCAGAAAUGCACAACAACAAACCCUAGCAAGACAUCAGAGGAAGGUAAAACUCAAGGGUCAGAGUUCUCUGCACGAGACCUAUUACGUCAGAGACUCCACCAGAAGAUUGAGGAGUCUCGUGGACUGGGCCCCAUUGUAGAUCCCUCCUCAGAGGAGGUGAAGAAGAGACGGGAGAGGCGGAAACAGGAGAGGGAGCGAAAGAAGAGGAAAAAGAAAGAGUUCCGCGCAAAAAAGCUGGCAGAGAAAGUCGCCGCUGAGGCUGAACAGGAGGACACACCAGAGGCCCAACCCACCCCGACAGACAAGGCAGCUCAGAGGGACACAACCUCGGUGGUGUUCAGCAAGGUGGAGGUGGGUGAGGAGUAUGUGGACAAGGUCACUCAGAAGAAAGAGAAGCGGAAGCAGAUAAAAGGUGGCCUCACGCCUCUGACGGGGAAAAACUACAAGCAGCUGCUGACCCGCGUGCAGGCCAGGAAGGCCAAGCUGGAGGAUCUGAGGGAGAAGGACCCAGCCAAGGCCGAGAAGGAGGAGGAGAAGAUGAAGUGGACCAACAUGCUGUACAAGGCAGAGGGUCUGAAGAUCAAGGACAACGAAGACAUGCUGAGGGCCUCACUGAAGAAGAAGGAGCAGAGGAAGGCUCAGGUCAAGAGGAAGUGGACAGAGAGGAGCCAGCAAGUGCUGGAGAAGAUGCAGAACCGACAGGACAAGAGGCGCAGGAACCUCCAGAAACGCAAGCAGGGGAAGGUCGAGAAGCGCAAACAGAAAGCCAGGAAGAAGGGUCGUGUGCUACCAGAGGAUCUGAAGAAGGCUAGACUGGACUAGAGGGAUAGUUUGGGGAGAAUACAGCGUUCUGGUCAGAAGAGAAUGAAACUCGUAUACUGGUGAAAACGGAGAUCGUCUGGUUGAGUGGGUGUCCCACUAGUUGAGAAAAUUACUGGUAUGAAGACUAUUUCAGCCCACUUAACCAGUAAUUUGGCGUACUUUGUUUUCCAACCAACAAAGCAAAAAGAGACUGUUGUAAUAUUGUUUUAUAAAGCAUUUAUUCCAUGCAAA
Messenger RNA from Alosa sapidissima (American shad), 1500 nucleotides. RefSeq names its product surfeit 6 (gene surf6). The record is from RefSeq and is a predicted model, not a curated record. The transcript is spliced from 5 exons. Lineage: Eukaryota; Metazoa; Chordata; Actinopteri; Clupeiformes; Clupeidae. Gene Ontology annotation, molecular function: RNA binding; DNA binding. Gene Ontology annotation, cellular component: nucleolus. Gene Ontology annotation, biological process: ribosomal small subunit biogenesis; ribosomal large subunit biogenesis. Bases 172 to 1269 code for a protein of 365 amino acids.